Messenger RNA from Drosophila willistoni, 1892 nucleotides. It is a transcript of the gene CCT8, whose product is annotated as T-complex protein 1 subunit theta. The transcript is spliced from 2 exons. Gene Ontology annotation, biological process: protein folding. Gene Ontology annotation, cellular component: chaperonin-containing T-complex. Bases 68 to 1708 code for a protein of 546 amino acids. Gene Ontology annotation, molecular function: ATP binding; ATP-dependent protein folding chaperone; ATP hydrolysis activity. NCBI's taxonomy places the organism in Eukaryota, Metazoa, Arthropoda, Insecta, Diptera, Drosophilidae. The record is from RefSeq and is a predicted model, not a curated record.
UAUAAACACAUUUACCGACUGAUUGCCAUUGCCUGAACUCCGUGAGAAUUGAAGUCUGUGUAUAAAAAUGGCUUUAUCUGUACCCAAAGCACCCGGAGUGUCUCAGAUGCUCAAGGAUGGAGCCCGUAUGUACAGUGGCUUGGAAGAGGCUGUCUAUCGCAACAUCAGCGCCUGCAAAGAGUUUGCCCAGACAAUGCGUUCUGCUUAUGGCCCGAACGGCAUGAACAAAAUGAUUAUCAAUCACAUUGAGAAACAGUUUGUGACCAGCGACGCGGGCACCAUAAUGCGCGAACUCGAUGUAGAACAUCCAGCAGCCAAGCUGAUUGUGAUGGCCAGUCAAAUGCAGGACGCCGAGGUGGGAGAUGGCACCAAUUUCGUUGUUGUCUUAGCUGGAGCUUUAUUGGAAUCCGCUGAGGAAUUGCUACGUCUGGGCAUUACAACUGCCGAGAUAGCAGAUGGUUAUGAGAAGGCUUUGGAAAAGGCUCUAGAAAUUCUGCCCAAAUUGGUUUGUCACAAAGUGGAAGACUAUCGCAAUGUGGAGAAGGUCAAGGAUGUAUUGCGCACUGCUAUCAUGUCCAAACAGUAUGGCCAGGAGGAUUUCCUUAAUGAUUUGGUGAGCAAGGCCUGCGUCUCCAUUCUGCCCGAUGAUGGCACCUUCAAUGUCGAUAAUAUACGUAUCUGCAAGAUUCUGGGCAGCGGCUUGUCUAAGUCCGAGGUGGUCCGUGGUAUGGUAUUCAAGCGUUUUGUCGAGGGUGACAUCACCUACGCCGAGAAAGCUAAAGUGGUAAUUUUCUCCUGUCCCGUGGAUAUUAUUCAGACUGAGACUAAAGGCACAGUUCUGAUCAAAUCCGCAGAUGAGUUGAUGAACUUCUCGUCCGGUGAAGAGAGUCUGUUGGAAUCGCAGAUUAAAUCUAUCGCCGAUGCCGGUGUCAAGGUUGUUGUUGCCGGCGGCAAAGUGGGAGACAUGGCCUUGCAUUUCCUGAACAAAUACGGUCUUAUGGCAGUCCGUUUGAACUCCAAGUUCGAUUUGCGUCGCCUUAGCCGUUCGGUGAAUGCCACAGUUCUGCCCCGCAUCACCACUCCCAGCCAAGAGGAGUUGGGCUAUUGCGACAAAGUGUGCAUCGAGGAGCUGGGAGACACCACAAUUGUGGCCUUCCGCAACGAGGGUAAAGACUCGCGCAUUGCCACCAUUGUUAUUCGCGGUGCAACCGAUAACUUCAUGGAUGACAUUGAGCGUGCUCUAGACGAUGCCGUUAACAACUUCAAAUGCCUGAGCCGGGAUGGCCGUUAUUUGCCCGGUGCUGGUGCUACAGAAAUCGAAUUGGCCGUUCAGUUGUCUGCCUAUGCCGACACCUUGCCCGGUUUGGAGCAAUAUGCUGUGCGUAAGUUUGCCAAUGCUUUGGAGGUCUUCCCCAAGGCUUUGGCUGAGAAUUCCGGCACAAAUGGCACCGAAAUUGUUAAUCAAUUGUAUUUGGCCCACAAUUCCGAAUCUGGCAAAAACACUGGCUACGACAUUGAGUCAGAGAAGGUCAACACAGUGGAUACAGUGAAGUCAAAGAUCUUUGAUCUAUAUCAAUCCAAAUUCUGGGGUCUCAAGUAUGCUGUUGGUGCAGCCACAACCAUUCUGAAAGUGGAUCAAAUCAUUAUGGCUAAGCGAGCGGGUGGACCCAAACCACGACAGGCUGCCGGCAGUGAUGAUGAGAGUUAAGUUAUUCACCUCCACCCCCCUCACUUCGCGCUAUGUAUUUUUUCUUAUCAUUUAUAAACUUUGAGUAUAGCUUGGAAAUUGAAAAUUUCGUUAACAUCUCACACACACACUCACCCACAACAAAAUACACACACACAAAACUUAAACUCACACUGUAUCGUAUUAAUAAAACUAAAAAUUAUGA